CAUACACCGGCGGAAGUAGUGGUCUCGUGUCCUUCAUGCUUUCCGUAGUGCGCGUGCAGGAGUGACAUUCCGCAGCAACAUGGCGGCCUCCAGUUUAUUCUCCUCUCUCAGAUCACACAUGUCUAAGGUGAGGUUAGCGGGGUGUGUGGUGUGUGUACACACGGGACGCUCAGUGUUCUCAGCUGAUAAAGCUCUUCUGGUGAAACUGCGGAAGACCACGGGCUACACCUUCAUCAACUGUAAGAAAGCUCUAGAGAAGUUCAACAAUGACAUCACACAGGCAGAACACUGGCUCCAUGAUCAGGCUCAGAAGGAAGGCUGGAGUAAAGCAAGUAAACUGGAGAACCGUAGAACCUCAGAGGGUCUGAUCGCUCUGCUGAGGAAGGAAAACACAGCUGUUAUGGUGGAGGUGAACUGUGAGACUGAUUUUGUAGCGAGGAAUGAGAUGUUUCAGCAGCUGGUGCAGGACGUUGCCUUCGCUACAAUGGAGCAUCAUCAGAGCAGGACCCGGGCUGGAUAUGUGAAGAGUGUGUUGUCUGCUGAGGAUGUGUGUAACCUCGCUGUUCCUGAAGGUUCCUCCGUUGCUGACCGGCUGGCCCUCGCUAUAGGGCGUCUUGGUGAGAAUAUUUCAAUGAGACGGGCGGUGUCUGUGGGCAUGCCAUCUGAGUGGUGUUUGGGGUCAUAUGUACACGGGGCGGUGUUGGGGCGGAGUGGCGUGCUGAUGGGGCGUUACGGAGCUCUUGUGGUGUUCCAGGGUGGGCCUGAGGGGCAGGAGGAGGUACUGGGUAAAAAACUGGGGCAGCACAUUGUGGGUGAGGCGCCUCUGAGCCUGGGGGACGUAGGCGAUGUGUCGUGUGGAGAAUCAGAGACACGCCUCUUAGCUCAGAACUUCCUGUUAGAACCCCAGUACACAGUGGGACAGUACCUCGCUCUGCAGAAUGCACGGGUUCUCGACUUCAUACGCUUUAAAUGUGGAGAGGACACGCAGUGACCCUACACCACAGGCAGGUAGAACACCAGAGCUUAAGAACGUCCAACAUGUUCAUCCUCAAUAAACACAAACUGUUAAUAAUAUUAAUUUAACAGCGGAGAUAUAAAGUGAGUGUGUGACUCGUAUCAACAUGCUGUGUUUUAGACCACAGAACAGUCCAGAGACUCUAAACACACACACACACACUGUUCAUGAUCAUGAUGUCCUGUAUUGUGUGUAAGUGUUGUAAAUCUGUGCGUUGAAAAUAAAACAAUUAUAUGUGUCA
This is a messenger RNA of Hemibagrus wyckioides, 1256 nucleotides long. RefSeq names its product Ts translation elongation factor, mitochondrial (gene tsfm). NCBI's taxonomy places the organism in Eukaryota, Metazoa, Chordata, Actinopteri, Siluriformes, Bagridae. The record is from RefSeq and is a predicted model, not a curated record. Gene Ontology annotation, cellular component: mitochondrial matrix. Bases 80 to 991 code for a protein of 303 amino acids. Gene Ontology annotation, molecular function: protein binding; translation elongation factor activity. Gene Ontology annotation, biological process: mitochondrial translational elongation. The transcript has 6 exons.